CGGCAUGCACACUGCUUUCCUAUUAACCUCAAAGGAAAAGCAAAGAACUCAAAGCGAACUGCAGCGGAAAACAAGCGGAUUUUAAGGAAUAUCAGAGCUCUGCAACGUCUGCAGACCUUUUGGGAGGACGGGCGGCGCGAAUGGGACGCCAUGCCAGCGAAGCGGAUGACGGCCACCACAGCAACAGCUUCGUCCAUCAGUGGAGCCAGUGGGUCCACAACGAAUAGCAAUGGUCCGUCGGGGGGCGGGACACGUCCCCUGGAGACGCUCAAUGGGAUGACCAGGCUGACCCCCGCCCGCGACUUGACCCUCGGUGGGCGUGGCGCUGGGGCAGCCAGCAAAAAGGUCUUUGCCCCCAAUUUGAAUGCAGUGCGGAACAAAAAUUCCAAUGUCAAGACCUCCAAGGACACCACACAACCGAGAAGCGGACGCAGGGGUGGGCGUGGCAACGGCACAGGAGCAACACGUGGUCGUGGUGGAAAUUCCGCUGGCGGGGCCAAUUCCACGCUAAUCCAGACCCAGGGUCUUUUCUCCGAAGGAGCGGGCGAUGUCCACGUGCGGAGGUCCACGGGCAAUGGAACGGCAUAUGCCCGGGGUGGUGAGGAGGUGGCCGUGGCCAGGAAACGAGUAGAUCGCAAGGACGACAAGAGCCAGUCAGAACGGAUCAAGGAACUCCUGGGAGAAUCAGAAGCCAGUGAUGCCGAGCUCAGCGAGGAUGAGCCCACCAAGACUGAGAUGGCCCUCAGGCCCAUCCUGCUGAAAGAGGGACUUUGGGUCACCCAGAAGACACCGAUAGUUAAGCAGGAGGAUGCCAGUUCAUCCUCAACACAGAAAGACACCUUGGCAGUAGCGCAGCAUCUGCAGCAGUUGCACGUGGCCGCCCAGGUUGCCAGCCUAGAGGAACCACCGCUGCAGUACGGUCGCUAUCCGCGCACCAUAGGAAACUUUCUGGACUCCAGCCAAUCGCAAAUCUUUCUCAUGCAGCUCCCUGAUGUGUUGCCAUGUGUUGGCGAUGAUUCCGAGGAGCCAGAACCAGCUAAGCCUGAUCCUCUAGCUACAAGUGAAUCGGAACCCUCAAGUCCUGCAGCCAAAUCCUCCACCGCAGCCAAGGGAAGUGUGUUGCGGCAACUGGAAGAGGGGCAGAUCGGCAAGAUUCUAAGGUUCAAGUCGGGCCGCGUCAAGCUGCAGCUGGGAGAUACCCGCUUCGACUUGGAUAUGGGUCUCGAUCCUGGUUUCCUGCAGGAGCUCAUGUCGGUAACGGCGAACCGCGAGCAGCGUAGCGGAAACAUGAUAAAUUUGGGACCCAUCCAAGCCAAACUCAAGGCCACUCCAGAUUGGGUGCACCUUUUCGAGCAGCAGGAGGCGGCAGCCAAACGGACGAAUCCGGUACCGGGCACGUAGCACAACUUGCAUCCACUCCCCCAUACUAGACAUGUAAUAUUGUAAAUAGGCUGCGCCUAACUCUAAGUUAUUCCUACUCUAGUUGCCGUACAUAAAAUUUAAAUAUAGAAUUUGUAAUACGAUAAA
Molecule: messenger RNA, 1527 nt
Organism: Drosophila subpulchrella
Lineage: Eukaryota; Metazoa; Arthropoda; Insecta; Diptera; Drosophilidae
Gene: RpIIIC53
Product: DNA-directed RNA polymerase III subunit RPC4
Exons: 4
Coding region: 151-1401 (416 amino acids)
Biological process (GO): transcription by RNA polymerase III
Cellular component (GO): RNA polymerase III complex
Molecular function (GO): DNA binding
Source: RefSeq, a predicted model, not a curated record